UCGGAACCGUUUAUUAUGCGCCACUCGGUACCACUAAAUUAAUGAAGAUAAAAAAGAAAGCACAAUAGUUUUUAUUCUUACUUUAGACAUCAAGGUACCAUCAUCACCAAUUAUAGUUGGGCAGCCCCCACAAAGUUGGCUUUUGCGGACACUAUUGGCUUUAUUAAGAAUCGGCCAAGAAGUACAACAACGUGAUGAGAUUCAACAACUGGACGCUAUGUAA
Didymodactylos carnosus is the source of this 223-nucleotide messenger RNA. The record is from the annotation of a GenBank genome assembly. NCBI's taxonomy places the organism in Eukaryota, Metazoa, Rotifera, Eurotatoria, Philodinida, Philodinidae.